AUGAAGGCCCUAAUUCUAGUCGGCGGCUACGGUACUCGCCUUCGACCGUUGACGCUAUCGCUGCCCAAACCUCUGGUAGAAUUCUGCAACAAACCGAUGAUUCUCCACCAGAUUCAAGCGCUCGUCGAUUUUGGCGUCAAGCACGUAAUCCUGGCCGUCAGCUACAGGGCAGAGCUGCUAGAGCACCAAAUAAGAGCAUAUGAAGACAAACUUGGAAUUCGGAUAACAUUCAGCCUGGAAGACGAGCCCCUGGGCACUGCUGGACCAUUGGCGCUGGCAAGCAAGUACCUCAAAGAAGACGAUGCUCCAUUCUUUGUGCUCAACAGCGACAUAAUUUGCGAAUUUCCCUUUGAGGCGCUCUACAACUUUCAUAAGAGCCAUGGGCAUCAAGGCACUUUGGUGGUUACGAAAGUUGAAGAACCAUCCAAGUACGGCGUGGUAGUGUACGACACAAAAGGGCAGAUUUCAAGCUUCGUUGAAAAGCCUUCUGAGUUUGUCUCCAACAAAAUUAACGCUGGCAUCUACAUUUUUGAGACAUCAGUUUUAAACCGCAUUGAGCUUAAACCGACCUCGAUUGAAAAGGAAGUGUUUCCAAAGAUGGCCACUGAUGGUGAGCUAUUUGCGUUUGAGCUGAACGGCUUCUGGAUGGAUGUCGGCCAGCCAAAGGACUUUAUUGUGGGCACUGGCUUGUACCUCAACUCGCUGAAGGCCAAAAGCAUGCUAAACACGCCAAACACCGAGUGCAUUGUGGGAAAUGUGCUGAUUGACCCUACUGCCAAACUGGGCUCCAACUGUCGCAUCGGGCCAAACGUCUCCAUCGGUGCCAAUGUGGUCAUUGAAGACGGCGUUUGCAUAAAGCGGUGCACCAUUAUGGCUGAUUCGGUCGUCAAGUCGCAUUCCUGGCUCGAAUCGUGCAUCAUUGGCUGGAAGUGUCGCAUUGGCAAAUGGGUGAGAAUGGAAAACAACUGCGUUCUCGGCGAAGAUGUUGUCGUCAACGAUGAGCUCUACUUGAACGGAGUGAAGGUUCUGCCAAACAAGGAGCUCUCCAAGUCUGUUGCCGAGCCCAGUGUCAUUAUGUGA
Rhagoletis zephyria (snowberry fruit fly) is the source of this 1080-nucleotide messenger RNA. The record is from RefSeq and is a predicted model, not a curated record. Lineage: Eukaryota; Metazoa; Arthropoda; Insecta; Diptera; Tephritidae.